Messenger RNA from Prorocentrum cordatum, 1239 nucleotides. Lineage: Eukaryota; Dinophyceae; Prorocentrales; Prorocentraceae. The record is from the annotation of a GenBank genome assembly.
AUGAGCAGAGAGGCCAACGAGGGGAAGUACACGCUCAACUUGAUGCUUUCCCACAUCCUCUUCGCCGCCACUACCGGGUCACUGGGCGGGCCGGGAGGCCCAGACGCGCACGGCAGGCGCCUCCGGCCCUCCAGGGUGACGGACCCCCCGCCAGAGCAGCUGGUCGAGCGGUUGCUCCUGGAGCGCGAGGCCGAUGCGAGGGGUGGCGCGAAGCGCCGGCGCCUGGGGGCGGACGGCUUGGCGGCGGACGUCGGCGGCGAGGACGGGCCACCAGAGGCCGACGCCGAGCUGCUCUCGGGCGACGAGCGCGCCCGCGCGCUGCGCGAGGCGCGCGAGGCCGCGCUGCAGGCCCUGUACCGGGCGGAGCGCGCCGCGGAGCUGCUGCGGAGGACCACGUGGGGAGAGGAGAAGGUCGCAUUCCUCAAGUUGCUUCCGAACAUGCAGGAGCCGCCCCCGCCGGGGUACCGCGCCGCGGCUGCGCGCGCGCUGGAGCCCGCCGCCGCGGCGCACUGUGCGGCGCUCCGCGCCGCGGGCCGCGCGCUGGCAGGGCCCCCGCCGGGCGGCGCGCUGGAGCUCGAGGCCACGCUGCGGUACCUGCAGCCGCGCUGGUUGGUGCACUUUGUGCGGGGCGCGUACGCGGUGGAGCUGUGGAGGGAAGGCGGCAAGGCGGAGCUAGGAGAGCCCGACCAGUGGCCCGCUGGCAAGUUCCUUGCCUACGUGGGCCACCACCCACAGCACGGCCCUGGUGUCCGCUUCCCGCCUGAGUUGUCGGGUGCCGUGGAGGGUCGACGCCGCUUGGCGGUGCAGAUCUCGCCGCUCGGCGGGCGGCCGGCGGCCAGCGCCGCCGCCGCCCGCGGCGGCGAGGCGGCGGCGCCGGCCCGCGGCGCGGCCGAGGCCGAGCCGUGGGAGGCCGCCGCCACGAGGGGCGAGGCCGUGCACGCGGUGCUGUUGGACGCCCAGGAGGCCCUGGUCGACCUGUGCGCCUUCCAGCGUUUCCGGCGCGACCUGCUCGAGGGCGACGCGGUGCGGCGGCACGCCUACCGGUGGCAUUUGUCGCGCGCUUCCACCGCGGAGGUGUCGCUGACGGUGCCCGUCGGGGCGUCCGCGGAGCUGCUGAGCGUGACGGUGCUCGGGGGGCACGGACACAUGCUGGCGGAGCGAGGAGACGGGAUCGAAAGAUCAGUGUAGGCGUCUGAGCCCUCCCCCCGCCUCUCCCUUCCUUCUCUUCCUAGGCCACCC